Messenger RNA from Peronospora farinosa, 2175 nucleotides. NCBI's taxonomy places the organism in Eukaryota, Oomycota, Peronosporomycetes, Peronosporales, Peronosporaceae. The record is from the annotation of a GenBank genome assembly.
AUGGAAGGACCACUGGGCUCGCCCCUCGAUGGAUACUUCUCACCCUUUAGCCUUGAUGAACCAUCCGAGAAACUCUUUAAACGAAACGGUAGCCUCGAAACAAUUGCUCCGAUCAUUAACGUCGCUAAAGAGGCCCUUAAUCAACCGAUCCCGACAAACAAGUGGUGGGGAAAUCUAAUUCACGUCACUGCUACUAACCUAUCCGAAAACUACCCGGUAUGGGCUCAGCCGUACGCAAUGAUGCUGCCGAAAGAACAACCAUAUGGUCUGAUGGCUUACUACCCCUUCACGUAUCGUGAGAUAGCACCGGAGGUUGAUGGCAUCGUUAAAUACUACGAAUAUGACAUCCACAAUGACCUGACGCUCUCAGCACAAGAGUUCAACGUGACGAAGCCCGUGUACGAAAUAUAUUCUUGGGAUGACAUGGGUAUUAACCUCCGAAUUUGUGACCCUAGUACCAAUAAGUGCAUGGAUUCAGCACUUUUGAACGGCAUGGCUUUCAUUUCAGGUAAAUAUGACGGUCUCACCCCACGCAUCGACACGGAACACAACAUCACAUCUGUGGACAACUCGACACCAGGUAAAUAUGUCAUCCACCUCAACAACACCCAGAAGUGGGUGCUGUACGCCAGCGAGAGCAUCUCGUUCCGCGUGGAGGAGUCGGUGAUGUUUUCGGUGGACGAGUCGGGCUCGUCGCUCGUCGCGGACGGAGGGUACCAUGGCACGAUUCGACUAGCAGUACUUCCAGAGGGCGCCGACGACACAGUUUACGAUAAGUACGCACCUUGCUUGGUACGCGGUGGCACUGUUUCGAUGGAGUCGCGCACUGCUUACUCGAUCAACUGGGAUGUUGAAGGGAGCACGUGUGAAUCGGUGGGUCUGCUGCACUUUGCACUACCACACCAAGUAGCCUCGCUGACUGGGUCUCCUACGACAGCUAGUACCCCAGGUGCUAUCGCACUACACUCGUCCACAAGGGGUCUAAUGGUUGCUCAAGUGUCGAACAAAUGGUGUUUUGUGGAGCCUGAGUCGGAGAUCGAGAUCGAUUUCUGGCCAGCUCGGAGGCCGACGCCCAAGGUUGUCGAGGAAUUUGACAUGCUUCGUACGCUGAAAGACGACAUCACCGCCAACUGGUCCAUGAAUGCUUCGACUUGGUACUUUAACGGUAAGUAUUUCCAAAAGUACGCGUCAUUGUGUCUUAUGGCUGCUGACAGCUCGGUGGUGGGUCCGGACACGACGUUGCUGGCUUUUUGUCUGGAGAAGCUAGAGAAGUUGAUCGAGCCGUUGCUGAACAACACCUUGAUUCCCCCUCUUGUUUACGAAACGUUGUACCGAGGGAUUGUGUCCAGAGCAAUUUUUGAUACUGGUGAGUUGUACGUGGACUUUGGCAAUGGAAUCUACAAUGACCACCACUAUCACUACGGAUAUUACGUGACGUCGGCGGCCAUUAUGAAGUACUUGAAUCCGAACUGGAGUCGAAUGCCGGAGCUGGAAGCUCUAGUCUGGUUGAUGCUGCGUGAUGUAGCCAAUCCGAGCCGUAAUGAUUGUUACUUCCCUCGAUUCCGUCAUUUCUCCUGGUUUAAUGGCCUCUCAUAUUCACGUGGCGUCACACUGCUCAACGAGGGUAAGGAUGAGGAAAGUACGUCUGAAGACAUCAACUUUUACUAUGGCAUGACUCUGUGGGGUAAAGUGACUGGUCGCAAGGCAGUGGAGGAUCUAGGAAGUCUGAUGCUGCGCCUGAAUGCGCAUGUCAUCCGUACGUACGUUCUAAUGACUUCGGACAACACCAUUCACCCGCCCGAGAUCGUGGCGAAUCACGUCACUGGUAUUUUCUUCGACAACAAGGUCUUUUACAACACGUGGUUCCUCGAUAAGGUAUAUGCGAUCCAUGGCAUCCAGAUGAUCCCUGUGUGUGUGAUCAGCGAGAUAUAUCGCACGCCGACAUUUGUGAAACAGGAAUGGACCGACAUUUUGUCGAAGGAUGAGAUCGUCACCACGCCGAACAGUAACAACACGUGGUUGUCGUUGUUGUUGGUAAAUGCGGCGAUAUUGGAUCCGAUGAACUCGCUGCGCAAACUGCAGAAUGCGUCCAUGGAUGAUGGUCUGUCUUUGUCGUGGGCGCUGUACAACGCUGCUACUCGUGGCUCUGGACCAGGUGUUGGUACCAAUGCCUGA